AUGGCUCCGAAGGUCGCAAUCGUGGGAGCUGGUCUCUCCGGCUUGACCGCCUUGAAACAUUGCCUCGAGGAAGGCUUCAAUGCGACUGUGUUCGAAACCCGCCACGCUAUCGGCGGCCAAUGGCUCUUUGAAGAACCAGAUCCAGUAACGGGCAAAACAUCAACUUCAAUUUACCCAGGAGUGUUGCUUAACUCGUGCCGGGACACGUCAUUUUUCAGCGAUUUUCCUAUUGAUCCAGCGCAAUACCCGGAUUAUUUCGGCCACCUAAAAAUGCUACGAUACUUAGAAAGCUACGCAGACCAUUUUGGGCUCAGAGAGCAUAUUCGCUUUGGUACGAAGAUUCUAUCCUGUUCGCAAGGCAAAGAUGGGAGAUGGGAUGUCAAAAUUGCCCAAGAGGGAGCAGACACUAUAGAAGAUGCCUACGAUGCAGUAUUUGCAUGCUCUGGUGCUUUAUAUCAGCCGGCUGUACCUGAAUUCGAGGGCCUCCAGGCAUUUAAAGGUAGGGUAUUCCAUAGCCGCACAUAUAGAAGGCCAAGCGGCUUCGAAGGUAAGAGGAUUGCUAUAAUUGGCUUUGGAAACUCUGCAGCCGACUUAUCGUCGGAGCUUUGUUGCCAGGCGAGCGAAGUUCAUCUCAUUACUCGGAGAGGAGGAUGGGUCAUACCUCGAUUUUUUCUUGGGAAGCCCGUCGAAGCAUAUGACAAUAGAGUUUUUGAAACAUUGCUGCCGCACAGGUUCUCACAAUGGUGCCAAACACGGAUAACUAACCAUGCCCAGGGCAAACUUCCUGGUGCAAUACAGCCGGAACAUGGGCUAAUGGAAGCUAACGUUACAAUGCGAAGUGACUUAGUCGAAAACAUCAAGACUGGUCGUAUCAUUCCACAUCGAGCCGGUGUCGAGAGAAUUACAGAGACAUCAAUGGUCUUGACUGAUGGGGUGUCUAUCGAAGUUGAUGUCAUUAUCUGCUGCACUGGAUAUCAUCUUAGCGUUCCAUACGUUCCAGAGGAGAGCUAUCGGAUGAAAUACAACGAAAUCCUUAACACGAGCAAUUCAAUGGAUUUGUAUAAAUUGGUCGCUUCGCCAGAUUUCCCCAACCUAUUUUUCAUUGGUUUUGUGGAACUGGCUGGACCCGUGAUACCCGUUUCCGAAGCACAAGUGAGAUGGGCAACUUCAGUAAUUGCCGGUCGAGUUAACCUGCCUUCAGCUAGUAACAUGUAUGCAUCCAUAGCAAGAUUUCAAGGCCAUAUUGCCUCAAGGUUUGUCAAGUCGGAUAGGCAUGCAGUUACCAUCCGCUACCUCCCCUAUUGCGAUGACCUUCUAAAAGAUAUCGGCGCCAACCCCACAUUUUUCCGUCUUUUAUCCAAAAUAAUGACUUCCAACCCUGUUGCAGCGACCAGGUUACUUAUGGCAGUAUAUCUAGGCGUGAACUCUCCUGCUCAGUACCGACUCUUUGGACAUGGGAGAAAGGCCAAUCUUGCGUCUGCGAUUUUGUUGAGAAUAGCCAGGGAAGCUGGAGAGUUAAGUGACAAGGAAAAGGAGUAUCUUGAACUUGAUUCCCAGCAAAGGGCGCAGUGA
Molecule: messenger RNA, 1572 nt
Organism: Ophidiomyces ophidiicola
Lineage: Eukaryota; Fungi; Ascomycota; Eurotiomycetes; Onygenales; Onygenaceae
Exons: 4
Coding region: 1-1572 (523 amino acids)
Molecular function (GO): N,N-dimethylaniline monooxygenase activity; flavin adenine dinucleotide binding; NADP binding
Source: RefSeq, a predicted model, not a curated record